AUGGUCGAAUGGCGGCGAUGCGAGCGUGCUGAUUGUCGCGGGGCGUCUACUGGCGUCAAGACCGGAAUUAUGGCGCGUCACGGGGGAAAAGAGCGGUGGGCAGCAGCUUCAUCAGACGAUCCAGAUUCCCCCAAGCUGACGGAAUCUGUGGGGCAAGUUCAUAGAGACGCAGCGCGGCGCGGCGCUAUGGAGGAGGAGAAGGCGGCGGCGUACUAUCAAGAUCUCGUGCGGCGCGGGUCCAACGCGGCGCGAUUCAAGCAAGGCCUCGGGUUCGGCUCCAGCACCGCCGCUGACGCCAGUGGCGAUGGCGGCGGCGGCGGCGCGGUUUGGUCCAAAGGCGGUGCGGGAUUGACGUUCGUGGCCGCAUCUGGCGGCGCCGCGUCGUUCGAGCGGGAGAAUUUGGAACCGCCAACCCAGAAGUCACCGGGAGGCGGCGCGGCGCCAAUCGCGGAGACAUUUUCAGAAUCGGCGGAAGCGAUGGGGGAAACGCGGGCAGGCGGGCGGAUAGGGGAGGAGAUGGGGGGAGGAGCGCUGAGCGGAAGGACGUGGAGAGGCGGAAGGAGCGAAGCAGGAGUAGGGAGAGGGUUAGGAGAAGGCGGAGCAGCAGCAGGAGCAGAAGCAGGAGCAGGAGCAGCAGCAGCAGGAGCAGGAGCAGCGAGAGCAGCGGAAGGGAGAAGAGGAGGGGAAGGAGUAGGCGCAGCAGAAGCAGAAGUAGGAGCAGGGAGAGGAGGAGGAGAAGCAGGAGUAGCAGCAGGAGCAGGAGCAGGGAGAGGAGGAGGAGUAGGCGAAGCAGGAGCAGGGAGCGGAGGGGCAGGAGUAGGAGCAGGGAGAGGAGAAGCAGGAGCAGAAGCAGGGAGAGGAAGGGCAGAGGUGGGAGGAGGGGCAGGAGCAGGAGUAGCAGUGGAAGUAGGGAGAGGAGAAGCAGAAGCAGGGAGAGGAAGCGCAGAGCUGCGCGCGCAGCAGCUGAAGGAGAGGAUGGAACAACAGUUCCACAAGGCAGCCGCCAAGGAGGCAGCAUCAGACAAAGCGACGGGGCUGGGCGGCGAGUGGGAGCGGUUUGGAUUUGAUUCUACUGCUCCGCUGGAAGAGGAGAGGGAUGCAGAUGCUGACGUGGAGGAUGCAGAUCUGACGGCUGGGAUGGGCAGUGCUGAUGCACUGGGAGGGGCAGAAGAUCACGCACAUCUGGAUCAAAUCAAAUCCUCCUUCGUCUUCUCCUCCUUCUCAAAUCGUGGCACUACCACGCAGCAAGCACACGAAAAUGCUAUCUUUGGAGCACCACCUUCUGCAGCCACGGUGGCGGCAGCACUGGGAGUGGAGGAGGAGGACGAUGAGGAGAGUGUGCCGGUCAUUGUGGGGCUUGUGGUCGACACACGCCCUGCUGGUGACAGCACACGCAAUGCUGCUGCUGGCACACUCCAGCCACAUGCACAAGCAGUGCAGGAUGAGAGCGCUGGUGUUCCAGGUGGCGCGCUGUCAUUGGUGGAGGGGGGGGCCUCGGCUGGUGAGGUGGCGGGAGCAGGAGGGAUGGAGGACGGGGUGGCUUGGGCGUGCAAUGGGCAGCAACAGGUGUGUUUUGAGGGGUGUUGGAGUGGCAUGUAUGGAAGCAUGUUGAACGCAGGGAGUGCAGCGUGCAGGUGA
Messenger RNA from Closterium sp. Yama58-4, 1638 nucleotides. Lineage: Eukaryota; Viridiplantae; Streptophyta; Zygnematophyceae; Desmidiales; Closteriaceae. The record is from the annotation of a GenBank genome assembly.